Messenger RNA from Caenorhabditis briggsae, 1881 nucleotides. Bases 1 to 1881 code for a protein of 626 amino acids. The record is from RefSeq and is a predicted model, not a curated record. Gene Ontology annotation, cellular component: nucleolus. Gene Ontology annotation, molecular function: ATP binding; RNA helicase activity; nucleic acid binding. NCBI's taxonomy places the organism in Eukaryota, Metazoa, Nematoda, Chromadorea, Rhabditida, Rhabditidae. The transcript is spliced from 6 exons.
AUGUCGCCAGAUGAUCAAGUGAAGAAAAAGAAAAAGUCGGUGAAGUUCGCAGAAGAAGCGCCGCCAAAAACCGUUGAGAAGCCGAAGAAAGUUAAAGGGACCAAGAAAAUCGAAGUUUCUGUGGAUUUAGGCGCUAAAGAUGUGGUUAAAGGAAGAAAAAGGAAAUAUAAGAUGAAGAAAAGUCAGGCAGAAAAAAGACAAAAGCUGAUGGAGAGUUUAGUAGGACCACAGGUUGAUGAAAUGGAUUUUGAACCAGAGCACAAAACAUUCGCAGAUUUUGGAUUGGAUGAGAGAAUUUUAAAGAGCAUUGGAGAACUCGGUUGGGAAAAAUGUACCCAAGUUCAAGAGUCACUCAUCUCACUGGCACUCGAAAACAAAAAUAUUAUGGGAAGAGCUCGUACUGGAUCUGGAAAAACUGGCGCCUUCUUGAUCCCUCUUGUCCAGAAACUCAUCGCCGAAUCCAAAACGAAUGACGGAUCUGUUGGACCAUCCGCGGUGGUGAUUGCACCAACCAAAGAACUCAUUACACAGGUCUACACGCUUUUUGUGAAGCUUUCCCAGGCCCUUCCGUUUUUGCAGGCAAUCAACCUGUGUGACAUCAAUGAGGAAGAGAGCUCUGUCUGGCUUGAAGACCGGUCCCAUGUAGUCGUGACAACACCAGGCAAGCUCUUAAGAAUGUGUGGAUUACGUCCUGAGUACUGCUCAAUAGUCAGCUAUUUGGUUAUGGAUGAAGCUGAUUUAUUGCUCUCGUUUGGUUAUGAAGAAGAAAUGAUCAAAAUCCGCAGUAAACUCCCACCAACCUAUCAAUGUGUCUUGACCUCUGCCACCUUGAAAGAUGACAUGACCACUCUGAAAAAGCUCUUUAUGACCGGACCAGUUAUCACUAUCAAGCUCACAGAAGGAGACCUCCCGAAUUCUGACCAACUCACCCAAUACCAGCUGACAUGUGGAUCCGAUGAAGAACGAUUCGCUAUUCUUGUGGCGAUGUUCAAAUUGAAGCUGAUUGUUGGAAGAUCUAUUCUAUUCGUGAAUUCUAUCGAUAGGUGCUACAAACUGAUGCUCAUUCUCCGUGUCUUCGGUCUCAAGUCCUGUAUUCUCAACUCCGCGAUGCCAGCUAACUCUCGUUGCCACGUCAUCAAUCAGUUCAACGAGGGAAGCUAUCAAAUUGUGAUUGCGUCCGAUGUCUUUGAUGCAGAUGGAUCCAAGUUGAAGGAGGAGUUGAAGGAUGCUACAGAGGAAUCAACAGAAGGAAAGAAGGACAAAAAAGAGAAAAAAGGUGGAAAGAAGUUGGACAAAGAAUCCGGAGUCUCCAGGGGAAUCGAUUUCCAUCACGUUUCCAAUGUAGUCAACUUCGAUUUCCCCGAAACCACCGAUGCCUACAUUCAUCGUGUCGGAAGAACCGCUCGUGGUUUCAACAAAGGAACUGCUCUCUCCUUCUGUACGCCACAAGAACGACAGCAUCUGGAGACGAUUCAAGAAGAGAUCAAUCAGCAAAUGGGACGAAAAGUGCUCCAACCCUACGAGUUUCGUAUCAAAGAAUUGGAUACAUUUCUGCUGAGAACUCGAGUCAUCAAGAAGGCUCGACUGAAGGAGAUUCGUCAGGAGCUCAUGCGCUCUGCCAACCUCCAAACGUUCUUCGCCAAAAACGAACGGGAGAAGCUUCUGAUGCAAACUGAUUGCCAUCCAGUCAUGCUGAAAAUCAACUCCCCAGCCAUCGCCGACGUCACCUCCUACAUGGUUCCAGAAGCGCUACGUGGCAUGGACUUCUCCGCUCCAGGCAACAAGAACCGUCGCUACAAUAUGGGACAGAAGCAUCGCCAAAAGCUGAAGCACAAGUUCCAGAAGAAAGGAAAGGAUCCACUGAAGACGUUCAAGAUCUGA